This is a messenger RNA of Pseudovirgaria hyperparasitica, 449 nucleotides long. RefSeq lists its product as uncharacterized. Lineage: Eukaryota; Fungi; Ascomycota; Dothideomycetes; Acrospermales; Acrospermaceae. The transcript has a single exon. The record is from RefSeq and is a predicted model, not a curated record. Bases 101 to 334 code for a protein of 77 amino acids.
UGGCAUAGUCUAUGAGCAUUCUACCCGUAUCUCGUGCUCAUGUCUACCGAAUAUAUGUACCUGCUGAGUUCAUCAUGAUAGCUUUGAGCAUUUAGUAUGUAUGUAUAUAGUUGGUGUCUGUCACUAUACCCCUUACUAUCACUACACUUCUAAUCUAUCGCCAUCGCAUCACAUCAACGCACAAAGCACACACACACACACACUUCAAAAACUUAAUCAAAACCUCAAGUAUCUUCCAAUCUUCCAAAAAACAUCUAUCAUUCAUGUCAUAGACCCCUAUCCCUCCUCCCUCCCUCCUCCCCCUCCACCACAAAGCAAAAAAAAUAAACGCUGAUGAACAUGAGAUGUACCAUACAUGGUAUAGCAUAGCGUAUAUACACACAUAUAUAUGUAUACCCAAAACAUGCACAUGGCCACCAGAAACCAAAAAAAAAGAAAGACGCUGAUAU